This is a messenger RNA of Postia placenta MAD-698-R-SB12, 1702 nucleotides long. RefSeq lists its product as hypothetical. The record is from RefSeq and is a predicted model, not a curated record. Lineage: Eukaryota; Fungi; Basidiomycota; Agaricomycetes; Polyporales; Adustoporiaceae. Bases 460 to 1497 code for a protein of 345 amino acids. The transcript is spliced from 2 exons.
UUGUACCAGUCUCGCAGCACUGGCGUUCGCACUGCACGCCCACUCGGUCUGACAGAAGUUGACUCGGGGCACUGGCACUUUUGGUCACCAAGCAGCUCGCGCGGGUGAUGCGCAUUCGUCAUCCUUCCGGCCGACGCGUACCUUCCUCACCCAAACAGCGCCGCCAUCGCGUCAGCUCCUUGAUUCGGCCUAUGUAGAGUGCUGCUUCGCCACGGGGCUAUUUGACUCCGGUGUCUCCCUGCGCUCUUUGUGCACGCAACACUCGCUUUGCUGUGCUCUCUCCGCUUGUCGGUGUGAGCUAUAAGGCGUCUGCGCCGCUUUGGUGCUCUCUCUCUCCCCCUCGCCACCAUUCUUAGUACGCCUCGUAUAUCCGUAUAUCUCUGUCGCCACCGCACACUCGCCCCGCUAUAAAUUUUCUGCCAAACGCUCCCCGGGUCUCGCUCUUCUGCUCUUCUGCACAUGCAAUCUGCCGUUGAUAUCAUGUCUACGCCGCAUACCCACACAGAAGGCCCAGUCCCGCCGCACUCCUCCGAGCCCCUCGCCAUCGCCCAGCCCAUAUCCCGGGAGCCGUCCGUCAGUUUCUUCAACUGGCCCACCACCUCCACCGACUCCCUCUCCUCGUUCUCCCCCGCCUCCUCCUCCUCCCUCCUCCCCGACGCCUUCUCUCCCUCGUCCUCCUUCUCCUCCGACUGCCCGCUCUCCCCGCUCUCCUCGGACCUCGCCCUCCCCUCGUCGCAUCCCCCCUCGCAACACCAGCACCAAUCCGAAGCGUGGCGCACCGCCGCGCGCGAGGCCGCCGACGGCGUGCACUACACGCUCGAGCCGUUUCCCUCGCCGGGCAGCACCGUGCUGCCCCCGCCGUUCCGCGACGAGCCGCUGCAGGUCGCGGGCGGCGCGCGCGUCGGGCUGCUGGACGAGGUCGGCCAGCAUACCGUGCGCGUGCGUCUGCUGGACGGGGGCGGCGCGGUGGGCCUGCUCCCCGCAUGGAACCUCGAGGGCGCGCUCGAGCGCCUUGCGCGGCUGAACAUGGAGUUCAACGAGGCGGCGACCUGUCCGGCAGAGCGCCGGGGCCCGGAGGGCCAGCGGGCGUCCGGCAGCAAGCCGGCCCUCGCGCACAGCCACGACCGCUGCGUGCCGUUCGCGUCGCGGCUGAUCUUCCGCAGCCCCGACGACGAGAGCGACGACGACGCGGACGACAACGGGUACGAGGACGACUUGUUCGGGUUCGACCGUGGCGCGCGCAAGCAGACGCUGCGCCCGUCGCGCGCGGUGUACGAGGUGCGGCCGGGGCGGGAGCGGCGCAAGGCCGUCGAGUUUGCGCGCGUCGAGCGGGCGAAGGUGUUCCGCUACCCGUCGGAGGCGCUCAUCGAGGCGUACUAUGGCGGGGCGGAGGAGGAGCCCGAGGCGGGUGCGUCUGGGGACGAGGAGGAAGACGGUCAGUGGUGGUGGGCUGGCUGGGAGGAGCCUGCCGCGGACGCGUCUUUACAGGACGGCUGACGUCCCUGUGCGAGGGCGCCGCCCGCUCGAGCGUACGCCACCGCGUAGAUGCAGAUGCAUCGCCAAAAUCAUGCUAUUCGCAACGCACUUUGCAGGACUAGUCUUAUCUUAUCGCAGCAUAGUAGUAUGUGUUCGGUCGUGGAACGCGUUCAAUGGGUGUAUUUGUAUCGCAGUGAUUCGGCAGCAAUAACAUGUUUUGGCGUCC